CAGCCACCGUUUUUACUCAGGGAAAUUAUGGGGUUAUCCGGCGGCGAGAAGAAAUAUCGCCGGAGCCCCAAAACUCCUCUCCUUCCCCAAAAGCACGAAGAAUUCGGAUCCGUCGAGGUUGGAUUCUCUGGGGCAUCCUUCUCUGGGGCUGUCUUCAACCUGUCGACGACCAUCGUCGGUGCCGGUAUCAUGGCAUUACCAGCGAUCGUUAAACAAUUGGGACUCAUUCCUGGUCUGUCUAUGAUCAUCUUGGCUGCCUGGUUGACUGAGUCAUCAAUCGAGAUGAUUCUGAGACCCGCACGCUCUUCGAAGACAUCUUCUUAUUCUUCGGUUGUCGGAGACGUGUUCGGAGGAGUAAGCCGGACUCUCUUGCAGGUCUGCAUCGUAGUAAACAAUCUCGGCAUGCUUGUCGUUUACAUGAUCAUCAUAGGGGAUGUGCUAUCGGGAACAUGGUCGGAAGGUAUCCAUCACACAGGGGUGAUGGAAGGAUGGUUUGAUAGGCAAUGGUGGACUUCACGCUUCUUCUUGCUGCUUCUCACCACUCUUCUCGUCUUUGCUCCCUUGCUCUCCUUCAAGCGUUUAGAUUCGUUGAGAUACACAUCGGCAUUAUCAGUUGCUCUGGCCGUAGUGUUUGUUGUCAUAACAAUGGCGGUGACCAUCUUCAAGAUGGUGAACGGAAGUAUUGGAAUGCCGCGUUUGCUACCCAAAAUUGUAGAUCAAGCUUCUUUCUGGAAACUUUUCACCACCAUCCCUGUUCUCGUCACUGCCUUCAUCUGUCACCACAAUGUACACCCCAUAGAAAACGAACUGAAGGAUCAAACGCAGAUGAAAUCGAUCGUUCGGACAUCGCUGGUUCUGUGCUCGACCAUCUACGUUGCCACCAGCUUAUUUGGGUUCUUGCUCUUCGGAGAGCAAACACUAGAUGACGUGCUAGCCAAUUUCGACGCCAACCUUGAAAUCCCAUACGGAACAGUCAUAAACGACCUAGUGAGGAUGAGCUAUGGUCUUCAUCUGAUGCUUGUCUUCCCAAUUGUCUUCUUCUCUCUCCGCCUCAAUGUACAUGGCCUCUUCUUCCCCCAUGCCUUCCCUAUUGCUUACGACAACCGGAGAUUCGUGUCCAUCACGGUAGGCCUCAUGGUCAUCGUCUUCCUUGGGGCUAACUUCGUUCCCAGUAUAUGGGAUGCCUUCCAAUUCACUGGAGCCACGGCUGCUGUCUCCAUUGGAUUCAUUUUUCCUGCUGCCAUUGCUCUUAGGGAUCAUUCUCAUGGAAUAUCUUCAAAGAAAGAUAGGGUCUUAUCAUGGGUGAUGAUCUUGUUGGCCGUGUCUUCGAGUACUGUGGCCAUCUCUUGCGACAUCUACAGCUUGUUUAAUGACCAAUUCUUUAGCUAGUUUCUACAUGGAUGGAAUGAUGAGCUUCUUUGAGUUCA
Messenger RNA from Telopea speciosissima, 1427 nucleotides. RefSeq names its product amino acid transporter AVT6A-like. The record is from RefSeq and is a predicted model, not a curated record. The transcript is spliced from 5 exons. Gene Ontology annotation, biological process: amino acid transmembrane transport. Bases 28 to 1389 code for a protein of 453 amino acids. Gene Ontology annotation, molecular function: amino acid transmembrane transporter activity. Lineage: Eukaryota; Viridiplantae; Streptophyta; Magnoliopsida; Proteales; Proteaceae.